Molecule: messenger RNA, 2525 nt
Organism: Ruditapes philippinarum (Manila clam)
Lineage: Eukaryota; Metazoa; Mollusca; Bivalvia; Venerida; Veneridae
Exons: 4
Coding region: 1-417 (138 amino acids)
Source: RefSeq, a predicted model, not a curated record
AUGUCGGAUUGUUGUGAUAUAGGAGAGUCGACAUCGGACUUCUAUAUUAGUCCACACGAGUUAUCGCAAAAGUCUGUUGCUGGCCCUGGUGGCAAGAAAGGUAAAGAUAAAAAGCAGGACAGAAAAGAUGAUGUGUAUGAAAAUGCUUCAGAACUUGCUCCUAUUAAAACAAAGACAUAUGCUGGUGAAGAAAAUGUUUAUGAAAACCCAGAACAAUCAAAAUCAACACCAAAGGUUAACAGGAACAAGGAUGGAUUGAUAUAUGCUGACCUGGCCUUCAAUGACCAACCAAAGGGACAGAAAAAACUGGUUAUUCAUGGACUUGAUGAUAUGACAGAAUAUGUUCAGGUUGAUUUCACAAAGAAAGCUGACCCCUUGCCAGACAGCGAUGAAGAAGAGUCAGCACCAAAGAAAUGAUUAUUGACUUCUUAUCAUAACUUUAAUUUAUAUUAAUAGUGCAUAAUGAUAAUGGAAGUUAGACAAAGUGAUCUUUUUAUUUUAUUUAAUUACAUCAAGAUCUUCCAGAAAAAAACUCUUUUUUUUCAAAUCUGUUCUAUAAUGUUUCUCAGAAACAUUCUACAAUAUUUGACAUUAAAUUAUUAUUCAUUUAUUUUUUAUAAUAUUUUAUCUUGAGCUUUAUUCUCAGUACAUUGUUGCUUAAUGAUCAUUCUUCAGUGAAGCAAUUCUUUUGCAUUCAAAUUUAUUAAAGCCCUCUUUCAACUGAGAUAACAUGAAGCAAAUGGUCAUUUGUAUUUUUGUAAUGUUAUCUUUUUCUAUAGUUAAUUUAAAUACAUUUUUGAAUAAACAACCAAAGUACAAGUUGAUUAUAUUUUAACUAACAAAAUAAGAUUGAUCAACUUUUUUUUCUAAUUACACAAUAUAUAUUGCAUUUUAGCACUUUUAGAAUGUGCUCAUAAAAUACCUAGUGAGGUGCUUUUUAGCAGCAUCGUAUUAACCUAUUAUUCUUUUUUUGUUAGCCGCAUCUUCUAAGUUUGCAACAUCAUCUAUUUAAGCAAGCGGUGAAUAUAAAACAUUGUCAAACGUUUUUUCAUACAUAUAUAUUCUAUUUUUAUAUAGAUAUUUUUAUACUUGUUACUAUUUUUUUAAAUUUGUUAUUAGUACAUUAUUAUUCAAGCUAUAUAUAUAUGUGAGUUAUGAUAUAAAUUUCUUCUGUGUUACAAUGGAUGCUACCAAUGUAUUAAUUGAAGAUAAAUAGUAAUGCUUUUUAUGCCACCACAGCAGCUGCAAUUUACCUCUGUGUGUGUAUGUGGGUGGGUGGGUGCGUGCGUGUGUGUAUGUAUGUGUGUUAUAUAGACUAUAUAGUGAACCUUCUUGUGAAAAACCACUAGUCCAAUUUCAACCAAACUUGGCAGGAUUGAUCAUUUGGCGAAGAGCAAAGAAUGUGAUUAUAUGCAGAAUUCUGGUUGCCAUGGCAACCGAAAGGAAUUAUAAGAAUACAUUUUAAAAAAUCUUCAUGUAAAGACCCUAAAGAGCUAGAUCAUAGACAUUUUGCAUAAGGCUUUGUCUGGUAGACCUCUACCAAGAUUAGUCAAAUUAUAGCCCUGGGGUCAAAAUUGGCCCCACCAUGGGGAUCAUUGAUUUUCAAUGUUAAUAUAGUAAAAGCUUCAAAGAUCAUCUUGUCUGAAUGUAUAAGGCUUAGAGCUUUGCUUUUUGGUAUAUUAUUUCAUCUAUAGGUCCUCUACCUAGAGCUGUCAUUGAUUCAGUGCAAAGCAUAUUGAUGAUAUACCGAUAUUGGAUGACAAAUAUUGGUGAUUCACCAAUAUAUCGAUAAAUGCUCCUAAUAUCUUGUAUAUUAUUAGUUAUAAAGAUUGUUGACAGGUUAUAUGGUCCUAUAUAAAUGGCUAUUUGUAAAUAUAACCCGAGCCGCUAGGCGAGGGUUAUAUUGCAAACAGCCGUUUAUAUAGGACUGCCUCUACUAAAGUUGUUCUAUUUUUGCAUCUAGUGUCAAAAUAAGCCCGUCCCGAGGGAUUCAUAGGUUUAUAUGUAUAUAGUAAAAACUUUAAAAUCUCAUCUCUGAAAUGACAAUGGCUAGAGGUUAGAUAUUUUGCAUGACACAUUGCAUAGGGGACCUCUACCAAGUUUGUUUAAAUCAUAGCCCUGGGGUUAAAAUUGGCCCCGCCCAGGGGGUCAUUGAUUUUCAUAAUGUACAUAUUGUAAAAAACAAAAAUAAAACAAUGUUUUCUGAAAAGGAGAAAGCUAGAGCUUAGAUAUUUGACAUGAAACAUUGUCUGGUUGCCCUGUAUCAAGAUUGUUUGAAUUUCACACUUGGGUUUAAAUUUUGCCUUGCCCAAGGGACAGUGACUUACUUUCUUGUCCUUUGAUGUACAGCCUUGAAAUUUGGACCAUGUACACAGUUUUAGAUGUAGAAUUGUAAUUUGAUAUCAGCUGACCUAGCUUUUGAUUAUGUGACCUACUUUCUUGUCCAGUCAUGAUAUUAAGGCCAUGUGAAAUAUCACAUUUACCACCAAAUUCACUAGACUCAACUGUAUUAUGGCAAAGUUCAA